GCGCUGGUAGAGAAACCAUCCAGUGAAGAUAAGAAAACAUUCCGCUAUCUCACCAUAGAGGAGGACAAAGCAUCCUUGGGGAUAUACCAUGUGUUCCUUCUUAUAGAGGAUGGGUUCUUCCACAUUUCAAACCUUGCAUUGGCAGAGAUCGAGACAGCUAUGGAAAAAAUGGAUAUGGGAUCUUUGAAAGAGCUCCAGUCGCUCAUGAAGAUAGACUUCUGCUCCACCAGCGAACACCACGAGGAGGGCUGCAGCACAGCAGUCGUGUUCAACAUGGGCCCCGAAAUCCACUUAAUGAUCGGGGGGGAUAACGAAAAUGUUUUGACUCACUGGACGAUGGACCCUCGUCAGACCAAGAUGUGUCUUACUCACUCUGUGGACAACAGCUUAAUUCCAGGUGUGAGGAAGAUGGUGGUGGCAGACAACCUCUUGUAUGUUCUUGACACCGAGGAUUCCCUGAGUCUUUGGGACCUACACUUUCUGGUCAUGGUUCACUGCUGGCAGGAUCUUGCUAUUCAUGACUUUGAACUCACUACAGAAUGUGGCUCUGCUUCCAGAGUGGCCCAAGACACGGGCAGCAUGAAGAUGAUCACACUGAUUAAGCAAGACAACAGUCAGAUCAACUCAAUGCAAAUAAGAUGUCUGCCCUCCAUGACGGUCUGCUACUCUCUGGAUGUCUCCUCUGUCUCUUGUCUUGUCCAGACAAACAUAAACAUGGAUACGAUCUAUUUGGUGGAGGGGAUUUGUGAGAACCCAGAAAGGUGGGAUAU
Notothenia coriiceps (black rockcod) is the source of this 770-nucleotide messenger RNA. Its product is annotated as kinetochore-associated protein 1-like. NCBI's taxonomy places the organism in Eukaryota, Metazoa, Chordata, Actinopteri, Perciformes, Nototheniidae. Gene Ontology annotation, cellular component: kinetochore microtubule; RZZ complex; cytoplasm. The annotation marks the transcript as partial. Gene Ontology annotation, molecular function: small GTPase binding. The transcript has 10 exons. The record is from RefSeq and is a predicted model, not a curated record. Gene Ontology annotation, biological process: mitotic sister chromatid segregation; protein localization to kinetochore involved in kinetochore assembly; mitotic spindle assembly checkpoint signaling.